Molecule: messenger RNA, 6041 nt
Organism: Hydra vulgaris (swiftwater hydra)
Lineage: Eukaryota; Metazoa; Cnidaria; Hydrozoa; Anthoathecata; Hydridae
Product: leucine-rich repeat serine/threonine-protein kinase 1
Biological process (GO): protein phosphorylation
Molecular function (GO): ATP binding; protein binding; GTP binding
Source: RefSeq, a predicted model, not a curated record
GAUGUACUGGCCGAGAAGUACAUAUAGAAUACAAAGUGCAUAUAGAAUACAAACCUAUAAACUUUCCUAGAAUAUAAACAUGUACUCGUAAUUAAGACUGCUUUUCAGACUGAUCUCCUAUUAAAAUAACGUCAAUUGUUACAGUCACAAAAAAAUAUUCUUCAAUGUUACAAACAGUAAAUCUAAAUUUAAUAAGUUUUUUAGAGAGUUUAUUAUCCCUGAAAUUUAUACACACGAUUAAAGUGUUUAUAUAUCCUACAUAUUCUUUAACAACUUUGUGAAUCGUGAAUUAAAACCAACAUUUAAAUUAUUGUUAUAACUUGUUUUGAUAGUAAAAAAUCUGCUAGAUGAAUAGAGUGGAUUACUCAAGGUUACAUAAUGCAUGCAAGGCUGGAAACUUAAAUGAAGUAAAGUUACUUUUAAGUCAAACAGCAUAUCAGUUUGAAAUUAAUGCAAUAAAUGGGUUAUAUGGAUAUUCACCUCUCCAUGAAGCGGUUUUGGCUCGUAACCCAGAAAUUAUUAAAGAACUACUUAGAUUUGAUGCUAAUAUCAAUGUAAAAGCACAUGAUGGUCACACUCCUCUUCAUAUUGCUGCAUCUCGGAAUUAUUGUGAAUGCAUAAGUGUUUUACUUAGUCAUGGGGCUAAUAUCAACCAGCUUGACUCGUUCGGAAGAACUCCGUGUAGAAUAGCAGAAAUCUAUUUUUGUAACAAUGCAAGUCGUCUUUUACGUAGUGAAGAAAUUUAUAGUAUUCUUCGACAUCCAUUAUCAUCCAAAACACAAGUGUCUAGUUAUUUAAAAGAUGUAAAGUUAAAUAAUGUUGAAGAUAACUUUUUUCAAAAAUGUCUUGACAUAGUAGUUGAAAAUGACAAUUAUGCUGCUGUACAAGUUAUUUUAUCUUUGAAAAACCAAAGUAUAAAAGAAUGUUUAGAAAAAGCUUUCAGAAGACCUCAAUGUUCAAAAACUCUAUUGAUGGUGUUUUUAUUUUACAUUGUACUUAAAAAGUUUAAUGAUGUUUUAAAAUUUCUUAUUGAUCCUGGUACUACUGAUUUAAAAAAAAAAUUGGGUUCAUUAGAUAUAGAAGUUUCGGUUGAAAAAUUAAUUGAGAUGAGAUUAUUCAUUGAAGAAAUUAAAGGUGAUCUUAACUUUUAUGUAAGUCUUGCAUGCAGUGAAAAUGUUAAAAAUUAUGAGGCUGUUAAAGUCUUACUCAAAAAUUAUCAUUACGACAAAGAUUUGCAAGUAGCUAGUUGGAGCAAACUAAACUUAUCUUGUUUAAAAGCAGAAUGGUUCCAGGAGAUAACAAUUUUGAACUUGAAUUUACAUGAUAAUGCGAUAAAAAAUUUUCCAUCUAGUAUUACUAAUUAUCUAAAUAUAGUUAAAAUAUUAGACCUUAGCAAAAAUAAGCUCAAAGCUAUACCUCCUGAGUUACUUAUGCUUCCAAAACUACAGACUUUAUUAUUAUCAUCUAACCAACUUCAACAGUUACCAGAUGUAAAAAAGUGGUCUCCAGAUUUAGAAAAAUUAAGUCUAAAUGACAACAACCUUAAAAGCUUUCCAGAUAAUGUUGAUGGAUUAUUUGUUAAACAUAUAAAUAUUGCAGAUAAUCAGCUAAAAUUUAUUCCUGAAAGUAUAUGCAAAUUGAAACAUCUUUUUACUCUUGAUAUAAGUAGAAACUCAGGCAUUCAUCAGAUUCCUGCUGCUAUUGGUAAAAUGGAAACUCUUGAUAAUUUAAUUAUUCGUGGUUUAACGAUUAAAGAUCCUCCACUUGAUUAUUUAAAAAAUGUGAGUACAUCACAUAUAAAAAACUUUCUGAUUGCUCGCUCGAGGUCUUCAGUUCCUUAUUAUAUUAUGAAGCUCAUGAUUAUUGGGUUUUCAAAGCAAGGAAAAACAACUCUUCUUCAUCGACUUCAAAAUAAAACAGAAUACAAUGAAGAUAUAUGCACAACAGGUAUUGAUAUUCAAAAUAUUACCAUUACACGCCCUUCAAAACCUACAUAUAAUUUUCGUGCCUGGGAUUUUGCUGGUCAAGAAGAAUACUACAUCACACACCAAUGUUUUAUGUCUGGUUCAUCCUUAUACUUGUUGCUAUGGGAUAUUAAUGAAAAACUUAAUGGAGUCAAAAUGUUAAAGGUUUGGCUGGAAAGCCUUUUUGCGAGGUCUAUACAUUUUUCUUUGAUCAUUGUUGCAACCAAAGUUGAUCUUUUACAAGAUGAUUUGAAAUCAGUGAAAGAUGAAAUGAAAAGUGAAAUCUAUAAUCUUUUCCAAUCAACUCCAGCAUUCAAGAAAAAUCAUUAUCUCAUGGAUAAAUUUGCUUUAAUGUUUUUAUCACUUAAUCCUAAAUAUGAAAGCUAUGCAAAAGACAUGAGUGAUUUAAAAUCAAAAAUAUAUGAAGUAGCAUCAAAAAUGAAAUGUGAAAAUUCAGAUGAAAAUUUUAUGGGAAGAUUGGUUCCAGAGAGUUAUAUGAAGCUAGACUCUAAGAUUGAGGAAAAAAGAAAAACUUAUACAGAAAAUGAUAUACCUAUUCUAAAUAAGGAAGACAUACUUGAAAUUGCAAAAUCUCUAAGUUGCAAAGGAGAUGAGUUUACUGAAAGUGAUAUCGAUACGGCUGCUCUUUUUCUGCAUACCACAGGUACAAUACUUUAUUACAACACAACAUAUGGUGGUUUGAAAAACAUGUAUUUUAUAUGUCCAUCAUGGGUUUGUAAACUUAUGUCAAAACUGAUAACAGAAGAUCGUGUUCAUAAUUUUAUCACAAAUGGAAUUUUGCAAAAGUCACAUAUUCCACUUAUUUUAGAAAACAACUUGUGUGGAGAAACAUCAGUUAUUGUAAAUACGUAUUUAAGACUCUUAUCAGUAUUUCAAAUUGCUAUUGAGAUAGACGAUCAUAGAGUUUUUGUACCAUCAAAAUUGCCCUCUGAUGCUCCACUGUAUUCCGUUAAUGAUUCUGGACCAUUACUUAAGCGCUAUCAUUUUUUUCCAUGGAUUCCGUUUGGUUUUUGGCCACGUUUUACAAGUCGUUUUUUAGCGCUAAUCAAAGAAAUGCUAUUACCUCAUACAUUAGAAUACUUUGAGGAUUCUGAAGAACUAGGAUAUUUUUUUGAUAAAGAUGUUAUUAAAUGCUGGAGAAAAGGCCUUAUUUUUGAUCAUCCUAAUGUAUAUUUUUCUAUCCAAGAAAUAGAGUCUAAAAAAGAGGGCAUGGACACUAUUGAAACAUGUGUUCAACAUUCCCCUGUUGGUUAUCGAGUACUUAGUUAUAUUGUUGAUCAGAUUAGGACUGUUAUUCUUGAAUGGUUUCAAGGUGUUCUUUAUUUUGCAGAUAAAAUGCAGAUAGAAUCGUACUUUGAAUGUCCUACAUGUACCUCUCUUGGAAUAGAACCUCCUGUUUUAUUUAACAUAAAUUAUGCAUUCCAGAGGGUAUACCAAACUAUAGAAGAAAAGUCAUUCAGUAUACCGUGUGAAUAUAACCAUUCCCCAAGAGUUAUUAAUCUUGAAGAUUGUUGUCCUGAUCUUACAUUUCGGGAUUUAACAGAUGAUCUCAGGUUUCGUGGAAGUGACGUUAUUUAUGCAAAAACUGAUAAAAUUGCAGGAGGGCAUUGUGGCGAUGUUUAUCGUGGUAAUUUUAAAAAUGAAGUAGUUGCUAUAAAAUGUUACAAAUUUGCUAUGACAAAUGAAGUAAUACCAUCUCUUGAAAAAUUUUAUGAAUUUAGACAAGAGGUUUUAAUGAUAAACAAGUUAUACCAUCCUUGUAUUAUUAAAUUUAAAGGUGUGUCAUUUAAGCCAGAAUUAUGUGUUAUGCUAGAAUACGCUGAACAUGGUUCACUAGCAACUGUUAUUCAUGGAGCAAAUUCUGUGGUGAUAUCGCGUCUGGUAAGACUCAGAAUUUGCCAACAAAUUGCAAGUGCUUUAUUAUUCAUGCAUAAACAUAACAUUGUUCAUCGAGAUAUUAAAUCAGAUAACAUUUUAGUGUUUUCGCUUUCUCUCAAUGCAAAAGUUAAUAUUAAAUUAACAGAUUUUGACACAGCUUGUUAUAUGAGCUGGUGUGGUUUGAAGUCUAUUACUGGAACUAAAGGAUAUAUUGCCCCUGAAAUAAUUUCAUCCAAAUCAUAUUUGGAUAACUAUACUUUUAGUAUUGAUGUAUACUCUUUUUCAAACGUUAUGUACGAAUUAAUUACUUACAGAAGACCUUUUUAUCAAGUUCAGCAUAGUAACGAGAUUAAUAAUUAUGUAAGGAAAGGAUUGCGACCAAUAUUUUAUGAUGUACAUUAUGCUUUUUAUGGACUUAUAAAUUUAACAAAACUUAUGACAAUGAUGUGGCAUCAAGAAGCUUCUGAAAGACCUAAUACAAAAGAUAUUAUAAACCAACUGGGCUCUCCAGCAUUCCAGUUGAUUUUUGGAAUGGAGAAACUGCAAGGCUGUAGUCCAGGGGAAUUAUGCUACAUUCACACGACUGAUGAAUUGUGGGUGUCAUGUGACAAAUCUGAGAGUUUUAUUAGUAUCUUUAAAUUGGCGCUUGUCGGCAAUAACUCUCAAAUAGAAAAUAUGGCAAAUGAAGAGAAAAUUGAGAUUGAUGUCAAGAAAUUAAUACAAAACAAAUUUUAUGUUACUUCGAUGGUUGUUAUAGGUGACGGCAGCCAUUUAUGCAUUGUGUUAAGGAGUAAUUACGACUUGAUUUUAGUAUAUGAAGUAAAGACAAGAAAAGUUUUGAUUCGCUUUCUGAUGAAAGAAGCAAUUGUUGACUCUAUUUGUUAUAUAAAUGAUUGGAUGUUCUUGGGUUGUCGAAGUAAUCUGUCAGACGAUGUUGAACAGCCUCUAUUUUACAAAGUUAAUAUUAGGGAACUUAUCAAUAAUAACUCUUUUAGUUUAUUGAAUGUCGAACUAAACUUUCAAGAAAAUCAAGUAUUAGCUGUGAUAGCUGCUUCCUCAAAUGUUCUACUCAAAUCUGUUGGUCAGUGCAUAAGUUAUGAAAGGUUUGAUAUCUGUCAACAAGGUAUAAAAGCUUACCACAGGACUCAAAAUGUUCGAAAUAUAAUAUUUUCUUCAGAUGAAAAAUAUUUUUUUAUUUCUUUUCAAUGUUCAACUGAGAUUUUUGUAGGUGAUGCAAAUAUUGAUGCUCAAAGCGAAUUCACAAAGUAUGACUGUCGUAACGAUAUUGAAAAGUGCACUCCAUCAGUAAUAUUAUUGGAUCUUAGAGUAUCGUGUAUGUGUUCAGUCUACAAUACGUUGUGGAUUGGAACGGGAAGCGGACAUAUACUAAUAUACGAAGUGUCGAAACCUCUUACCCAAUUUAUUUUAUUACUUGCACUUCAUCCAUACAAAACUGAAAUGAGAAGGUUUGCAGUUAUUCACUGUCCGAAGCGUGAAGAUAAUGUUGAAUAUCUUGUUGCAACCAUUGGUAGAGAAUUAAAUGAAGAUGCAUUCGGUAAUAAUAGUAUCUUUAAAUGUGGAGAAACGCCUGUAGAUGAAACUGCUAAAGCACAAAAGCGUCAGCUUUUCCGUAUAGAUAAAAAAGUUGAGAAGAAAGAAAAAGUUAUUCUUAUUUGGCAAGCUUUGAUGGCUGAUCAGUAUAAAGAUUUACUUUGGGAUUUUUAAUGAAUUUUAAUUUUAAAUUUUGUUUAACUUUGACUGUACAGUUAAGGUUGAAAAAAAAUUUACACAAAUCUCAAAUUGAAGCGUUAGAGCAUUAAUUUGAGAUUUGUGUAAAAAAAUUUUUAGUGUUUUUUGUAAACAUUUUAUGCAAAAUAAAAGUAUUAUACGUUAUCAGGGCGAGAGGGUCCUUGACCCACCUACUUUUUUCAAAUAUUUCAUAUUAAGUAUAAAAUAUAAUAUAAAAUAAAAAUAUAAUUAAAAAAAAUUUCUCAGAGAAAUUUUUUUUAAUUAUAUUUUUAUUUUAUAUUAUAUUUUAUACUUAAUAUGAAAUAUUUGAAAAAAGUAGCGAAAAACCAGCGAUGCAAUUUUAUAUAGUUUUAAAAAUAUUAUUACAUAACUGUUAAUGUGUAGAUAUUAUAGUAUACGCUAGCGAAUUAAAUUUGAUAUUUUUGUAAA